Striga hermonthica is the source of this 288-nucleotide messenger RNA. The record is from the annotation of a GenBank genome assembly. NCBI's taxonomy places the organism in Eukaryota, Viridiplantae, Streptophyta, Magnoliopsida, Lamiales, Orobanchaceae.
AUGUCUUCCAAGAGAAUCGGGCCACCGCCUUCGGACGCCGGAAUACUCUCCCGCGUGUCGUACUCCGUCUCCCAGUCUCCCAUAGUGUACCACGGCAAGAAGGCCGCCGCCGACACCGCCUUCGUGGCGAAGAAGCUGUUGAGGAGCACCGGAAAAGCCGCGUGGAUCGCGGGGACCACCUUCCUCGUCCUGGUCGUGCCGCUGAUCAUCGAGAUGGAUCGCGAGCAGCAGUUCAACGAGCUCGAGCUGCAGCAGGCUAGCUUGCUCGGCGCCCCCCCUGCUAAGUAA